This is a messenger RNA of Penicillium paradoxum, 1920 nucleotides long. RefSeq lists its product as uncharacterized. Lineage: Eukaryota; Fungi; Ascomycota; Eurotiomycetes; Eurotiales; Aspergillaceae. The transcript is spliced from 2 exons. Gene Ontology annotation, biological process: mRNA processing. Bases 1 to 1920 code for a protein of 639 amino acids. Gene Ontology annotation, molecular function: mRNA binding. Gene Ontology annotation, cellular component: exon-exon junction complex. The record is from RefSeq and is a predicted model, not a curated record.
AUGGCUCCUCGUCUACGUCAUAUCGGGGCCAGUCGCAGAAAGAGACGGGAGGAAGAUGGUGAAGAUGAGGGCUCAAUGCCUGGGGACUUGGGAGACGACUCUUUGAGCGAAGGCUCUGCCGACAGUCACCAAGAGGAUGAAGAUGCAGAUGGAGAAGUCAGCGAGGAGAGUGAGGACGAGGUGGCUACGUUGAACAAGGUCUACGGUGGUGGAUUGGAUAAAUUCACACGGCCUAGCUCGACAUCACCAGAGAAAUGCGGACUUAAAACGACGGUUUCGGAUACAGAGGCAAUGUUGAACGGUAUGAAGGUCUCAGAUGUUGCAGAGGUUCAUCUCGACAACCUGAACGAACGGGAGCCUCAGACCGGCAGAACGCCGUCCGCCCCGCCAGCAGAAGGCAAUCGCAACAACCUUGCUUCCAGAAAGCGUCGCGAGAAUGAUAAGCAUGUCAAAGAACGGGAGCCCAACCUGAACCCAUCUUUCGUCCCCACUCGCGGCAGCUUCUUCCUUCAUGACAAACGAUCCACGGACAACGGUCAUCGGCUUAAGAGCAAGUCCCGUCCCUAUGGUCUCAUUGUAGACGGCAACUCGCGCAGAUCUUCUAAGCCCGAUUCCGGCGGAGGACAGUGGGCACACGACCUUCACGAUACCGUGGCUGGAGACGAUCGACCUGUAACGAAACGCCCAACACCAUCCGUGAUGCCUAACCCUGGCCCAUCUGUUCCCACCGCUCCGAGAUCCUCCCCGCCUAACCGGUCCUUUUCCAGUACAACAUUGGUUGGCAAUGUCCCUGUCGUUGUUUCCUUGCCCGGCAUGGCCAGUCCAGUACAUUUCUCUGCUGUGCCCAAGAGGCUCCACACCCGGUUACCUCAACAUCGACCCCCUUUGCGACGGGACAAACCGGUACGGAUCUCUCUUCCCAGCCAGCCGCCCCGAUACAUAUUCCCCUCCGUUGAACGCUCUUUCAUCUUCAUCCCCCGCGCUUUGCGGCCCAACCAAGUCUCUCGUGGUCGAGGAGGUCGUGGCGGUGGUUGGUACACCGGACGACGUCCCAGCUACUACCCUAAUUCUUCAUACACUCCGAGUGUCGUCAGUCGCCGAUCGUCUUUUGGCAUGCCACCUUCUCAGGAUGGCUGGCCAUCACCUGCUGGGUCUGUCUACUCUAGGCCCAUAAUUCCCACGGACCCCAAGCCUGUUGUCCGCCUUCCCCCUCCGCCUCGUCCACCUGUCGGGAUCCCACCAUAUGGGCCUGCGGUGACCAUGACCCUUCCUCACCCUGCCUAUCGCGAAAGCCGCCCCGCCCCGAUUCCCAUGCACCAACCUCGUCCCCAGAAGACCGUCUCUGUCGCGGACAUUGAAAGUCCGGCGACUUUCCCUUUCUCUUUCAAUCCGCCUCAGCCCCAACAUGAGCAGCCUUUCCACCAUCAGGUUCCUCUUCCGGUGCAUGGCCCUCAUGGCCAUGAGCUGCCUGGACAUGGCCCACCAAGUCAGCCUUCGGCCACCCCGCUCUCACAGAUUCCGGAGCGAGCGAUCCACGCACCGCCUUUCCAACCGUACAUCUACCAACAGCCUGGCUUCUACCCCACAAGUUAUCCUUCGGGGGCCAUCUAUUACCCGGCAUCAGGGCCUGAUUAUGGGGGUUAUAAUGGACCCGUUGGUCCCGGGGCUUCCAUGCCACAUUUCCCGGGACAACCAACGAUGCCAUAUCCAGCUGGCGAGCAGCCCUCUCAGUCUGGUACCGGUACCGUUGCCCAUGAAUCUGGUGGCACAGUCUACUUUUAUGAUGCCAAUAAUAUGUACGGCCCAGGCGCAGGACCAGGAUCCGGGCCUGGGGGUGUGGUCGGCAUGGGUGGGAUGAUGACGCCGCCAGGCACGACCUUCUACUACCCACAACACUCUGGCCAGUACUAUGGGCAGUGA